AUGCAUCACUCGGACAAAACAACCAAUCAAAACGAGCACAACACCCAAACCUCGCCGCAGACGACCGUGGAGGAAUUCUUCUCCGUCACCGGAGAUAUGGAGACUUGCCGGAUUUGCCAAAUAAACGGGUGCCUCGGCUGCCACUUCUUCACCGGCAUGCCGCCUGACGAGGUGGCGCAGAAUACGAAGAGGAAGCAGAAGAAGAAGAAGAAGAAGAACUAUAGAGGGGUGAGGCAAAGGCCGUGGGGAAAAUGGGCGGCGGAGAUCAGAGACCCGCGCAAGGCGGCCCGCGUGUGGCUCGGGACAUUCGGGAACGAGGAGGACGCGGCUCGGGCGUACGACCGUGCUGCGAUCGAGUUCAGAGGGCCAAGGGCGAAGCUCAAUUUCCCGUUCGCGGAUUACAUGAGGGGCUCCUCGUCCUCUAAUUAUCGGUUGGAGAGUGAAGGAAAAUCAUCGUCGAUGGAAAUUGGUCCGAGUGAUAGUAGUCGUUUGAGCGGGAAAAUGCAAAGCGAGUGUUGGGAAAUGACGGUUGGGAAAGAGGAGAUCGAGGAGUGGGUGACGUUGAUGAACUCCAACGACAAUGUCGACUCGCCGGAUUCUGUUUAA
Striga asiatica is the source of this 606-nucleotide messenger RNA. The record is from the annotation of a GenBank genome assembly. Lineage: Eukaryota; Viridiplantae; Streptophyta; Magnoliopsida; Lamiales; Orobanchaceae.